AUGCCGUCCAUGGCCAAUGAUCAAUUUGACUUUCCUCUUGCAAAGAGGCAAAAGAGAGCACCUGAUGCCAAACAGGCGAAGGCUCAUGGGGGUUCCAAAAUUUUCGCACCGUUUCGGACUCUUGGACUUGUUUCACCGACGCCCGUCCCCUUCACCAGUGUGCGCUUGGGUAAAUCGACUUUCCAGAUCACCACCUCCGUUGGUCAUUCGCUGCAGACGUAUGAUCUGCGCAAAGGAUUGAAUCUAACCUUCCUGACGCGCCCGCAAACGCCAGAGAUUAUCACUGCAACCUAUGCGUGGCAGGAUAAGGUCUUCGCCGCCUGGGGCCACCUUCGGCCCCGGUCACCGGGUGGCAUCUGGGUGUUCAAGCGUGGAAAGCGAGUUGCGACUCUUGACAGCCCUAGUCUUGGUGCACCCAUCGAACGAUUAAUUGUGUUUGGCUCAUGGGUUGUGGGCUGCUGGGCAGGAGGGCUCGAGGUGUGGAAGACGGGCACGAACGAACACUAUGCCAGCCUCCGUCCUCGGUCAACCCCAGGCACGUCCGAGGAUCAAGUCUAUGCCAGAAUCCUAUGCAACAUGCCUACAUACCUCAACAAGAUCUUUGUUGGGCGCAAUGAUGGCGCGAUUGAUAUUUGGAAUCUGCGCAGUGGAAAACUCAUCCACACUCUGCCGGCGCCGUCUUCAAACGCCGGUCCAGUCACUGCGCUUCAGCCGACUCCUGCGCUGUCACUCCUGGCCGUCGCCCACAAGGGUGGCGCCUUGUCAAUCCAGAAUGUCAAUUCGGGCCAGUUAAUUCUCAGUUUGAGGACUGCAUCCGCCCGCAUCCCAGCGGUCACAUCUAUCACAUUCCGUAGCGACGGUCUGGGUGCCGGACACGAUGGCCGAAAGGCCGGCGUCAUGGCAACCGCAGCCAGUGGAAGCGGCGAUAUUACCAUGUGGGAUCUUAACGAUGGCGGCCGUGUAUCUGGCGUGCUUCGGGGUGCUCAUCGGGUGUCAAGCAACGAGUCUAGCAUGGGCGUUAAUCGCGUUGAGUUCCUAGAUGGGCAACCCGUCUUGGUGUCAAGUGGAGACGACAAUGCCCUCAAGACAUGGAUCUUUGACGAAACUCCCUUCUCGCCCACCCCUCGGCCCCUCCAUUCCCGCGGCGGUCAUUCUGAUGCAGUCAGCGCUGUCGACUUCCUCCCCGCAGCCUCCGACGGCUCCGAGUCGGGUGGGAAAUGGUUGCUUAGCGCGAGUAAAGAUUGCAGCCUCUGGGGGCUUAGCCUACGAAAGGAUAGCCAGCAUUCCGAGCUAUCGCAGGGUAAUUUGGAGCGCAAGGCCAAGAAACUGGGGCCAACCGAGUCGGGCUCUCCUAUGGUGGACACAUUGAAAGCGCCAGAGGUUACCUGCAUGGCCUGCUCGUUGAACCGAGAUGGAGGGAUGAGCACGACGACCUUCGGGCCCAUAUGGUCCAAUCCAAAGGGUGGUAGUGCCGAUACCACUAGCGUGACCGGGUGGGAAAGCGUCGUCACUGGCCAUCGAGGAGAUAAAUUUGCCCGCACUUGGUUCUGGGGUAGGAAGAAGGCUGGCCGCUGGGCUUUAGUGACGAGUGAUGGAACUGAGGUCAAGAGCGUCGCCAUGUCCCAAUGCGGAACCUUUGCAGUCGUGGGUUCAGCAGGAGGUUCUAUCGAUAUGUUCAAUAUGCAAUCUGGUCUGCAUCGUCAAAGCUUCCCGUCUCGCUCGCCCAAGUCUCGCUCCUCGAGGCUUCACGGUGCAAGUAUUUAUACACAAGACGCCAAACAUACCAAAGCUGUGACUGGUCUGAUGGUUGACAAUCUCAACCGGACGGUGAUCAGUUGCGGGUUGGAUGGCAAGGUCAAGUUCUGGGAUUUGCUUUCUGGGUCUUUGAUCGACGAAUUAGACUGGUAUCCCAUGGCUGCAGUCACUGGCCUUCGCUACAGCAAGGCGAGCGAGCUAGUCGCUUUCAGCUGUGACGACCUCUCGAUCCGUGUGGUUGACAUCGAGACCAGGAAGCUCGUACGAGAGUUCUGGGGGUGUGUCGGACAAGUAAAUGACUUCAUCUUUUCCAACGAUGGACGAUGGAUUAUUGCGGCGUCGAUGGACUCGGUGGUGCGAGUGUGGGAUUUGCCUACUGGACACCUCAUUGACAUAUUCCGGGUGUCCAGCACCUGCGUUUCCCUGGCUAUGCCCUCUACCGGGGAAUUCCUCGCAACUGCACAUGCGGGGGGCAUCGGCGUCAGUCUCUGGAGUAACCGCAGACUUUUUAUGCCCGUGUCUACGAAGAAUCUCGAUGAAGACGUGAUUGAAGAUGUGGGUGUGCCCACUACCUCUGGCGAGAGUGGCGCCGGACUGGUUGAAGCAGCGUUUGUAGAUGCUCCGGAGCAGGAUGAGACGGAUGGACCCGUUUCGACUACCGAACAACUGCGCCAGGAUAUGAUGACUCUCAGUCUGGUCCCUCGAAGCAGGUGGCAGGGACUUCUUCACCUGGACGCUAUCAAGGAGCGUAAUCGGCCAAAGGAGGCCCCCAAGGCCCCAGAGAAAGCACCGUUCUUCCUCCCCUCUCUUCUUGGCAAACUCGAUCCUCAGGCAAAUAGCACAAAGGGCGCCUCCGAGGCCGCCGAACUUGGCAAGCUUACUGAGAAUGCCGACGCAGAACGAUCCCGGCUUUCUAAGAUGCAAUCCGCCGGUACAGGCUCCAAUUCUGCCAUUACGCAAUUCUUGGAGUCGGGUCACCGUUCUGGUGAUUUCAAUCCUCUCGUCGAGCACCUCAAGUCCCUCUCUCCCGCCCGGGCUGACCUGGAGAUCCGAUCACUGGAUCCUCGCGUGCGGAGCGGCUUCUCAGAACUGGCUAGCUUCAUCGAUGCUUUGACCGCGCGUCUCAAGCAAAGAAAGGACUUUGAAUUGAUUAAUGCCUGGUUGGCAGUGUUCCUGAAAAUCCAUGCCGAUACAGUGGGGCUGUGUGCUCGCCGGAAUGAGCCCGAGUAUCGCCUCCUCCAAAAAGCCCUGACUGCCUGGGCCCAUGAACAACAGCAGGAAGGGAAGCGCUUGGCUGGUUUGGUUGGCUAUUGCCGUGGCGUCGUGGGCUUCCUGCGGUCUGCACGAUAG
This is a messenger RNA of Penicillium argentinense, 3105 nucleotides long. Its product is annotated as rRNA-processing protein UTP21. The transcript has 5 exons. Gene Ontology annotation, biological process: rRNA processing. The record is from RefSeq and is a predicted model, not a curated record. Gene Ontology annotation, cellular component: small-subunit processome; Pwp2p-containing subcomplex of 90S preribosome. Gene Ontology annotation, molecular function: protein binding. NCBI's taxonomy places the organism in Eukaryota, Fungi, Ascomycota, Eurotiomycetes, Eurotiales, Aspergillaceae. The coding region runs from base 1 to 3105 and encodes 1034 amino acids.